This is a messenger RNA of Saccostrea echinata, 885 nucleotides long. Its product is annotated as fibrinogen C domain-containing protein 1-B-like. Lineage: Eukaryota; Metazoa; Mollusca; Bivalvia; Ostreida; Ostreidae. The record is from RefSeq and is a predicted model, not a curated record. Bases 1 to 885 code for a protein of 294 amino acids. The transcript has 6 exons.
AUGACAGUUUGUUUCAAGUUUAAGUUGUGUCGCUCAGUGGAUUGGAUAAAAGAAGAAAAGACAUGCCGACUAAACACAAGAUUUGCCAUCAAGAAUGGUGGAAGUCUAAUGACUAAAGGCCACACCUUUCAUGUCGAACGGGAGAUAUUCCCAACGCAUUUGGCGGGAAAUUGUCUGAAUCAUUCCUGUACUGAGGAUGAAAUAUGUAUUGCUGGGAAAUGUGUUCCUGUUUUAAAAGAAAAAAUAUACAAAGACUGUUCAGAUAUUGUGAAAAGAGACCAAAGCAAGAAAGGACAAGAUGGAGUGUACGUUAUUUAUCCCGACACCCGUAGAGAGGUCUUCUGUGACAUGACGACAGGCGGAGGAGGGUGGACGGUCAUUCAGAAACGCCAGGAUGGUGAGAUGGAUUUUUACAGAACAUGGAUAGAGUAUAAAGACGGAUUUGGGACUGUCACUAAGAACUAUUGGAUAGGAAAUGACGUCAUCCACGCCCUAGCAAGGGAUAAAAACCAGGAACUUCGAAUUGAUCUCCAGAGACAUAAUGGAGAACAGGCCUAUGCAGUGUAUUCCACAUUCUACAUCGGAGAUGAAAACAAUAAAUAUAUGCUUACAGUUUCUGGGUACAAUGGAACAGCGGGUGACAGUUUGACUUAUCAUAACGGUAUGAGAUUCAGUACUAAGGAUCAGGACAAUGACAUCAAGAGUGAUGGUAGCUGUUCUAUAUUACGGCACGGAGCCUGGUGGUACAAAAACUGUCUCCACUCAAAUCUUAACGGACAGUACGCCCAGUCUGCUUUGUCUGGUUGGGAAUACCCGGUAUGGGAACACUGGAAGUAUGAUGAAGCGUUGAAAAAGACUGUGAUGAUGAUUAGAUACAAAAACUAG